AGACAUGAAACUUGACAAUGGCGGUGGUUGCAGUGCAGCAAUUCCUCUGUUUCUCAGAAUCAAAUUGGAGAAACAUUACGAGGCCAUGCUUCCCCCCUCGCAGCUCCAUUCUUCUACGUUCACGCAAAAAGAUUCAUUUUUCACUCAUUUCAUGUUCUUCAUCGCAGACCCCAGAAGCUGAUACUGAAACUGCUGAAUCUUGCGUCAAUUUGGGUCUUCAGCUUUUCAAAAAAGGACGGGUUAAAGAUGCUUUAACCCAGUUUGAAACAGCACUUACCUUGAAUCCUAAUCCUGUGGAGGCCCAAGCUGCUUUCUAUAACAAAGCUUGCUGCCAUGCAUACAGAGGAGAAGGAAAGAAAGCAGCUGAUUGUCUCCGUACUGCUUUGAGGGAAUACAACCUAAAAUUUGGUACAAUUCUCAAUGAUCCUGACUUAGCCUCCUUCAGAGCUUUACCUGAAUUCAAAGAACUACAAGAAGAGGCCAGGCUGGGUGGGGAAGAUAUUGGCUACAGUUUUCGAAGAGAUCUAAAACUUAUUAGUGAAGUUCAAGCACCAUUUCGUGGGGUUAGGAGAUUCUUUUAUGUAGCACUGACAGCAGCUGCAGGAAUAUCUUUAUUUUUUACUGUGCCUAGGCUAUUUCGUGCAAUUAAUGGUGGAGAUGGUGCUCCUGAUCUCUUGGAAACUGCUGGGAAUGGUGCCAUUAACAUUGGAGGUAUUGUUGUUCUUGUGGCAUUAUUCUUUUGGGACAAUAAAAAAGAGGAGGAACAGCUUGCACAAAUAUCUCGAGAUGAGACACUAUCAAGGUUGCCUUUGCGCCUUUCAACUAACCGUGUAGUUGAACUUGUGCAGCUACGGGACACAGUUAGGCCAGUUAUAGUAGCAGGAAAAAAGGAAACAGUAUCUUUGGCAAUGCAAAGAGCAGAGAGAUUUCGGACUGAGCUCCUUAGACGUGGUGUUCUGUUAGUUCCUGUAAUCUGGGGAGAAGGUAGGGAGAUAAAAAUUGAGAAGAAAGGUUUUGGUGUUCAGCCAAAGGCUGCUGAAGCUCUUCCAUCUAUUGGGGAAGAUUUUGAGAAGAAAACACAGUCCAUAACUGCAAAAUCAAAGUUGAAAGCUGAAAUUAGGUUCAAGGCUGAGAUUGUAUCACCAGCGGAAUGGGAACAGUGGAUAAGAGAUCAGCAGAACUCCGAAGGAGUUGUACUUGGUGAAGAUGUAUACAUAAUACUACGCUUGGAUGGGCGGGUUCGAAGAUCAGGAACAGGUAUGCCUGACUGGCAGCAAAUUGUGAAGGAGCUGCCACCAAUGGAAGCAAUUUUAAGCAAGCUUGAAAGAUGAGAAGGUUUACAUUGCCUACUUUUCUUCCUGAAUCUGGAGGGUGCAAUUUUAUAUAAAUUUUUUCCUUCAUCAAUUGCAAAGUAUAAAAAGAAAGAUUAACAUUGAUGAAAUAGUUUGUUAACAAAUUUAUAUUGUACUUGUAUAUUUUUCUACUACACAGAUUGACUAGUGAAUGAAUCUGAAUUACGCAGCCUGCUCACAGUGAGUUGCGCUUAGUUAUAAUCAUGCAAUUUGAAAGGCUUGAUU
Abrus precatorius (Indian licorice) is the source of this 1577-nucleotide messenger RNA. Its product is annotated as protein LOW PSII ACCUMULATION 1, chloroplastic. The record is from RefSeq and is a predicted model, not a curated record. Gene Ontology annotation, cellular component: chloroplast. Bases 18 to 1331 code for a protein of 437 amino acids. Gene Ontology annotation, molecular function: protein binding. NCBI's taxonomy places the organism in Eukaryota, Viridiplantae, Streptophyta, Magnoliopsida, Fabales, Fabaceae. The transcript is spliced from 9 exons. Gene Ontology annotation, biological process: photosystem II oxygen evolving complex assembly.